Messenger RNA from Thermothielavioides terrestris NRRL 8126, 462 nucleotides. RefSeq names its product 40S ribosomal protein S28. The transcript has 3 exons. The record is from RefSeq and is a predicted model, not a curated record. Gene Ontology annotation, biological process: translation; ribosomal small subunit assembly; maturation of SSU-rRNA. The annotation marks the transcript as partial. Gene Ontology annotation, cellular component: cytosolic small ribosomal subunit; ribosome. Gene Ontology annotation, molecular function: structural constituent of ribosome. NCBI's taxonomy places the organism in Eukaryota, Fungi, Ascomycota, Sordariomycetes, Sordariales, Chaetomiaceae.
CUCCGCACAAUUGAAUCGGGGUGAAAUUUCGCAACUCGGCAAGCCCUCCCGCAAUCACGAUCUGGUGACCGAUUUGACCGAUUCUCCCUCGGGUUAAGCAAGUUAUCAGUUGCGAAAAUGGAUUCCUCGAAGGCUCCUGUCAAGCUCGUCAAGGUCACCCGAGUCCUCGGCAGAACCGGUUCUCGUGGUGGUGUCACCCAGGUGCGCGUUGAGUUCAUGGACGACACCACUCGCUCCAUUAUCAGGAACGUUAAGGGUCCCGUCCGCGAGGACGACAUCCUUGUUCUCCUAGAAUCCGAGCGCGAGGCCCGCCGCCUGAGAUAAAGUACCGGUGCUUUGGGGGUUGUGGGUUGAUGGAGGGAAAGUGGCAACGGUUUUCAGCUACCGUCUCUGCAUGCUGGGUCAGACGGUCGUCCUGGGCCGCAGCGAAGGAGGUGUGGGACGGUCACAUAUGGGCGUUCG